Messenger RNA from Ectocarpus siliculosus, 924 nucleotides. The record is from the annotation of a GenBank genome assembly. Lineage: Eukaryota; Phaeophyceae; Ectocarpales; Ectocarpaceae.
AUGGUGGUAGUUCAAGUGAAGCGAUCCGAUACAGACGUUUUUCUGGUGGAAUCCACCAUCACAGAGUCCAACGAUGCUCUCGUUCGAAGGCUGGUUAAGAUAUGGAAUACACGCCUACGGCUGAUGCAGCUCGUGGAAUCUGCUCGAGACAUGGGCAAGUACGGGCCCUCGAAGCCACCAGCAGAACAUGGUCUUGACGAGGUGAAAGAGGAGUACGAAGGGGCGUCCAUCGAUAAAGGGCCGUACUACCACCCAGACCCAACAGGCAAGCGGACCGGAAACGGAGUGGGACCCCAGCUGUGCGAGACCUUGGAAGGCGUCUGUGUCGAUGCGGAGGCCUUGCUGGGGAAGGAGCAAGCGCAGCGUCGGGUAGCCGUGACGCAGGAGGCGCUCGACGAAAAGAUGGACAAUAUUCGCGGGGCUGUCACUAUGGCGUUUCCGAUGGGUCUCCCGGAGUUUGAUCCUGUUCGCCUCACCAUCGAAGGCGGCGAGGGGCUAGAGGGGACUCAGGCGGGUACCGAGAUUCUGGACGAGGAGACCGCGGGGCUUUGGAUGGCCGGUAAAGAGUUUCGCCGGGAUCAGUUGGUGGGAGACCGUGUCGGAAAGAACGAAAAGACUCGGAUCAUGUGCAAGCUGCAGAAGCCCGGCUCGGGACCGCCUGGCCGAGAGCCCGGGGUCAGUGAGGACGAGCGCAAAGCAAUGAUGGCGUUUUACUUCAAGAGGCAGGAGGAACUCAAGAGACUGGCCGAGGCCAAUGACGACGACUACCUUGCCUCUGCAUGGGCGGACCCGAAACAGCUGCAGCGGUCUCUGCGAGGCACCGGCACCGUGCGGGCCCCCGGCGUUUGAUGAUAACCGCAAAGCGUAUGGUGCAAGUCGAGAAUGUCUCAAGCCACCCUCAUCUUGUUGUAGUCGAAGUUUUCU